AGUCUGAAUUAGAAUCUUCUAGGAAGAAGUACUUUCCGCAAAACACCGAAAAGGCUACGAAGUGGGCAAUCAAAGCUUUUACGGAAUGGGCUGAAAUUAGGAAGGAAUCUGGAAGAGAGGCUCCUUCAUCUGACAUAAUGCUAACGGGCAGUGCUAAAGCCGUUUGUGACGCAUUGUGUCGUUUUGUCUCUGAAAUACAACAGCAACCAGAUGGUGAGUUUAAACCACUUCACACUUGUCUAGAGAAUCUCUAUGUAAAGCUGCAUGACCAAGGAGUAGGUACGACAAAAGUUCAAGCUAAUGUCGUUAUAGCAGAAGAGGAACAACAACUUUGGGAAAGCGGUGUGUUUAGCAAUCAAACGCCUGAGGGACUACUAAAUGCUGUGUUUUAUUAUAAUGGUGUGAAUUUUGUACUCAGAGGAGGAGAAGAGCACCGAAGCUUAAAAUUAUUUCAGUUUGAUUUUGGUAGCAUACCAGAUCCAGAGUUUCCUGGCAAAUCACUGGAGUAUGUCGAUUAUAGUUAA
This is a messenger RNA of Amphimedon queenslandica, 524 nucleotides long. RefSeq lists its product as uncharacterized. NCBI's taxonomy places the organism in Eukaryota, Metazoa, Porifera, Demospongiae, Haplosclerida, Niphatidae. The annotation marks the transcript as partial. The transcript has 2 exons. The record is from RefSeq and is a predicted model, not a curated record.